Messenger RNA from Penicillium lagena, 639 nucleotides. RefSeq lists its product as uncharacterized. NCBI's taxonomy places the organism in Eukaryota, Fungi, Ascomycota, Eurotiomycetes, Eurotiales, Aspergillaceae. The coding region runs from base 1 to 639 and encodes 212 amino acids. The transcript has a single exon. The record is from RefSeq and is a predicted model, not a curated record.
AUGCAGACGUACCUGCAAUAUAAGCGGAUGUACAGAGAGCUCGAGAAACAAAUCGCGAUCAAGCAUGGGCCCGACGAGAGUGACAAGCGUGCCCGACGCUAUUAUUACCAAGAUGGCACAUCCCAGACCAAUGCCGACGAACAAACACAGAGCAGGGAGCAGGCUGAUCUAAGGAGAGAGCAUGGACAGCGCACCGGUAUUACUGGGCCGGUGCUUCAGCCACGUCAUACGGCUCGCCAGCAUCUGGAAGGCAAUGAUGAUGUUGAACGGGCUGGUUUUGAUCCUGAAAUCCAGGGUGAUCCCCAUGUCAUCCAUUCGACAGAUUCACUGGAUGAUACGACGGACAUCAUGGCUAUUGAUGUGGAGGAAUCGGCUCAUAGUAGGGCCAAUGGUGGGAGAGCGGACAGCAGGGCAGAUGGGGUUCCUGAUGGUGUUGAUGGAGUGGCCGACGAGGAUCCAUCGUAUCCAGACAAGCUUAUUGUGGUAUCCUACGAAGGCGUUCAAGACCCGCAGGACCCUCACAACGGGUUCUUUCUGCGCCAGCUUUUCUGCAGGAUUAUGAUCUUAAUGGUUGCGUUCACCGUCCUCUGGUCCUCUACUAUCGACACCACCGGUCUGAUCACUGUAAGACAUAUUUAA